AUGGCAGAUAGAUCUUUUUUCUCAGAAGUUAAUGAAUUUAGUUCCAGUGAUGACACCAUAUCUGAAUGCUCAGAUUUAUUUGAAAAUGAUAUUUAUCCAUUAAAAGGAGAUGAUUUUGAUAAAUUAAAAGACCAACUUAGUAAAACAAGGAAUUGGAAUAAAGAAUUAUAA
Molecule: messenger RNA, 171 nt
Organism: Vairimorpha ceranae
Lineage: Eukaryota; Fungi; Microsporidia; Nosematidae
Product: pre-mrna-splicing factor
Exons: 1
Coding region: 1-171 (56 amino acids)
Source: RefSeq, a predicted model, not a curated record